This is a messenger RNA of Cydia strobilella, 981 nucleotides long. Its product is annotated as fork head domain transcription factor slp2-like. Gene Ontology annotation, cellular component: nucleus. The coding region runs from base 84 to 779 and encodes 231 amino acids. Gene Ontology annotation, biological process: regulation of transcription by RNA polymerase II. The transcript has a single exon. The record is from RefSeq and is a predicted model, not a curated record. Lineage: Eukaryota; Metazoa; Arthropoda; Insecta; Lepidoptera; Tortricidae. Gene Ontology annotation, molecular function: DNA-binding transcription factor activity; sequence-specific double-stranded DNA binding.
UGGGCGUAGUUGGAAGGCGGGGCUUCUCAGACCAGUCGCGCUUCGUUCCUUAGUCGGGAGCGAGCGGCCCGCGAUGCCGCACCAUGACACCUCCGCACAGCUUCGCGAUCCGGGACCUGCUGCCCGAAGCCUCGUCCCGGUCCCCUUCGCCCUCCGACACGGAGCUAGACGUCACCGGCACGGAAACACCGCCUCCUAGCUCUUCAACGAACGAGAAGAAAAACGAGAAGCCGGCCUACAGUUACAAUGCACUCAUAAUGAUGGCAAUACGAAGCAGUCCAGAAAAAAGGCUCACCCUAAAUGGAAUCUACGAGUACAUAAUGAAGAACUUUCCUUAUUACAAAGAAAACAAGCAAGGUUGGCAGAAUUCCAUAAGACAUAAUUUAAGUUUGAAUAAAUGUUUUGUAAAAGUGCCGCGGCACUACGACGAUCCCGGUAAAGGGAACUAUUGGAUGUUGGACCCGUCUUCGGAUGAUGUCUUUAUUGGAGGAACCACUGGAAAAUUAAGAAGACGGUCUACGGCCGCAUCUAGGUCAAGACUAGCUGCAUUUAAAAGAGGAGCAAUGUUGCAUCCCAUGUUCGGGAAUCCUUAUGCGUCGCUGGUAGGGCUGUACCCUCCUCUGUUGUCGGUGUACGGUCGGUACGCUUUGCCGAGCCCUUUAUUGAGGCUUCCGCCACCUCCGCCUAGUCCAUAUCACCAACUCUACAGGCGAAUCCAAGGAUUGGCUUCAGGUAAUCCUCCCGACGAUCCAGACCCUCAAGUAGUGAAGCACAGCUGAUAGAGCCUUGGAGAGAUACCCUCAUAAUGCUAUCUCUAGCAACGGCACAGGACUGAUGUGGUGGAUUCAAACUGUGAUAGGUGUACAGUAAAGGAAGUGUCGCUAUUUAUUAUUAACGUAAGAUUAUAUUUAACGAAUUUAAAUUAAUGUUAAGAGGCUUGAUUAAGUAAUGGGCGCAAUAAAUGUUUGAGCAGAAUGCUUA